This is a messenger RNA of Geodia barretti, 621 nucleotides long. Lineage: Eukaryota; Metazoa; Porifera; Demospongiae; Tetractinellida; Geodiidae. The record is from the annotation of a GenBank genome assembly.
AUGUUGUCCGGCGGGAUUGACUCCCCCGUCGCUGCAUGGCAAAUGAUCAAACGCGGCGCGAAAGCCGUUUUUAUUCACUUUUAUAGCUACCCUUACACGGAUAAGGCUUCUUUGGAGAAGGUCAUUGAAAUUGCCCAGAUCUUAGCGGUAUCCAACUAUCGGAGCACCAUCUAUCUCGUUCCAUUUGCAGAUAUCCAGCAAACUAUUGUCACCGCAACACCCGCGCCGUUCCGGGUUUUGUUGUAUCGUAGGAUGAUGACACGGAUCGCUGAGCGUGUUGCCCCUAUGGUUGAUGCCGAAGCACUCGUUACGGGGGAAAGCCUCGCACAGGUGGCUUCGCAGACGUUGACGAAUCUCCGCACGAUUGAGGCAAUUGCUGAAAUCCCUAUCCUGCGCCCGCUUAUCGGUGAGGACAAGGCUGAAAUAAUUACAAAAGCACAACGGAUAGGGACCUUUGAUGUGUCUACACGUCCGCAUCAAGACUGUUGCUCACUCUUUGUGCCCAAACACCCAGCCACGCGGGCAUCGCUUACCGAUUUAGAGAAUGCAGAAUCGGGUUUAGAUGUAGACGCAUUGGUUGAAGAAGCACUGAAUAACCUCGAAAAACAGGUAGUCGAUUAA